Messenger RNA from Eruca vesicaria subsp. sativa (arugula), 477 nucleotides. Lineage: Eukaryota; Viridiplantae; Streptophyta; Magnoliopsida; Brassicales; Brassicaceae. The record is from the annotation of a GenBank genome assembly.
AUGGCUCCAAAGACUCAUUUUUCCGGCAAUACAAAUAAGGAAGGUGCACCGGAGAAGAAGAACGAGUCAGUGGAGGAGAAGAAGAAACCUACGGUGGAGAAGAAGAAAGCUGCGGCGAAAAAGAAGGACUCUGCCCUAAAAAAACAAGGGGCGAAGAAGAUUCAAACCACAAAGAAGAAGAGGAAGCGAGAUAGUGGUGUAGACGGUGGGUCCUCAUCGAAUCCAAUCAAACGGAGUCGGACUGCAACUCCACCAGAACAUCAAGCCGAUCUCAAUCAUUCCCCGACACUAUCAGCGGACUCGCUUUCUCUGGAUGAUAGAGAGGCUACGCCAAGUCCAUCACUUACGAUUGAGUCACAAAAAUCACCUACUCUAAUACCCAGUGAGGCGGAUAAUUCACGGCAAGCUCCAAUAAAUUCUAACAACAGAGAGUCACGCUCACCCGAGGCUGCCAUUAACAAUGAUGUGCAAAGAACG